UCAUAUACUAACUCUUUAUUCUGUAAAUAAUAGUGUGCACAUUACCAAAAUAUGGGAGAUGAAACACAAAAUCAUGAUCUUGGUCAUCAUGAUGAUGAAACAGGCUUAUACAAGAAAAUUGAGUUUGAUGAUCAAAACGAGUUACCUCUCAUUGCACCAAUCUUUUCAUCCUACAACGACCAAAUCCGCCCCGUUCUCAACGCCAUCGACAGGCUCCGACAACUUGACGUCACGAAGGAAGGAAUCGAGCUUCCCACCAUCGUCGUCGUCGGCGACCAGUCCUCCGGAAAAUCGUCCGUCCUAGAAUCUCUCGCUCGUAUCAGUUUACCACGCGGGCAAGGCAUAUGCACAAGGGUUCCCCUCAUAAUGAGACUCCAAAACCACACAAGUUCUCAUCCCGAGAUUUACUUGGAGUACAAAAAUGGCGAUGUCAUUCCCGUCGAAGAAGAUAAGAUAUCUGAAGCCAUUAAUCUAGCAACAAGGGACAUUGCGGGAGAUGGGAAAGGAAUAUCCAAGACCCCUUUGACUCUCGUGGUGAAAAAGAAAGGGGUUCCGGAUUUGACAAUGGUGGAUCUUCCUGGGAUUACUAGAGUCCCCGUUCAAGGCCAGCCUCAAGAUAUCUACGACCAGAUUAAAGAUAUCAUCAUGGAGUAUAUUCAGCCUGAAGCGAGUAUCAUACUCAAUGUGUUGUCUGCAACCGUUGACUUUCCAACUUGUGAGUCAAUCCGAAUGUCUCAGAGCGUUGACCGAACUGGGGAGAGGACUCUUGCCGUGGUCACCAAAUGUGAUAGGGCUCCCGAAGGGCUGGUGGAGAAGGUCACUGCUGAUGAUGUUAACAUUGGGCUUGGUUAUGUUUGUGUUAGGAAUAGGGUUGGUGAUGAAUCCUAUGAAGGAGCUCGGUAUGAAGAAGCUAAGUUUUUUCAAACACAUCCCGACCUUUCCAAGAUGGAUAAAUCGAUUGUGGGCAUUCCUGUUUUGGCGAAGAAACUCAUGCAGAUUCAAGCCAAGAUCAUAGCUAGAAACUUCCCUGAGAUUGUUAAGAAGAUCCAAGAUAAGUUGAACCAAAAUCUUGCAGAGUUCAGCAAGCUCCCCAAGGAAAUGAACUCGGUGGCUGAGGCCAUUGAUACUUUCAGGAGGAUUAUUGGGUUGAUCAAAGAAUCACUCAAGGAAAUUUUGUUGAGAGGAGAAUAUGAUGAUUACCCAGAUGAGGAGAUGAUGCAUUGUAAAGCUAGGUUGGCUGAGAUGCUGAAUGAUUUCUCAGAUGAACUUGUGAACUCUCCCGAGAGUGAUCGAACCAGGAACUUCUUAAUGGAUGAGAUCAAGCAUUUGAAGAAAGCCAACGAGAUUUCUCUCCCGAAUUUCCUUCCCAGAAAAGCUUUUCUUACUCUAUUACAAGAAAAGGUAAAACGGGUUUCUAUUGUCCCUAUAGCUUUUGUGGGAAAGCUAUGGGAUUACAUAGAAAAGGUCGUGAUGGCUGUUUUUAUCAGCCACGUCGAAGACUAUCACCAGCUACAGUUCAUCACCAGAAGAGCAGGGCUUAAUCUGAUAGAGAAGAUGAAAGAGAGGUCUAUGAAGUGGGUUAUGGAGGCUUUGGAGAUGGAGAAGCUGACUGAUUAUACUUGCAACCCGGAAUUCGAAACCGAAUGGAACAUGUUCAUGGAUCGGAAGGACUCAUUCAUAUAUGAUAUCAAUUACUACAAGCUCACGGAGGUUGCUCCGUCAGCAGUUGCUGCGGAGUCACCAAGAGAAUAUACAGAAGAUGCCAUAUAUACCAUUCACAACAAGUAUAAGGCUCAGACGGACUCAUGCACAGAAGAUACCAUAAAUAUUAUAGGUUUCGGUUUGGUUAAGGUGGGGAAUGCGAAGAAGUUUCCACAUCUUUUGCAUCAAGCUUAUGAUUUGAGGAUGAGAAUGGUUGCUUAUUGGAGAAUUGUGCUGAGAAGAUUGGUGGAAUCCAUGGCUCUGCAUAUGCAGCAGAGUGUUCAUAAGCUUGUGAUUGAGGAGUUGGAGAAGGAGCUUGAGUGUGAGUUAAUAGCUUCAUAUAAUGGAGAUGGGUUGGAGAGAUUGAUAAAGGAAUCGCCUUCUGUUACCACAAAGCGAGUUAAGCUCGCAGCAAGUAUUAAGAAGCUCAAGGAGUGUAAGGAGAUUUUGGCCACCAUCCUCGACCGAAUUUCAAUUCCUGACUGUGAUCAAUGAGAAUAUAAAUGUAUAUAUAUAUAUAUGUGUGUGUGUAUACUAAGGUUAGCAACAGAAUAAAAGUGGGGAAUAAUUACUUUA
Messenger RNA from Humulus lupulus (European hop), 2277 nucleotides. Its product is annotated as dynamin-related protein 4C-like. NCBI's taxonomy places the organism in Eukaryota, Viridiplantae, Streptophyta, Magnoliopsida, Rosales, Cannabaceae. Gene Ontology annotation, molecular function: microtubule binding; GTPase activity; GTP binding. The coding region runs from base 52 to 2196 and encodes 714 amino acids. The record is from RefSeq and is a predicted model, not a curated record. The transcript has a single exon. Gene Ontology annotation, cellular component: microtubule; membrane; cytoplasm.